This is a messenger RNA of Caenorhabditis remanei, 309 nucleotides long. RefSeq lists its product as uncharacterized. The transcript has 3 exons. The record is from RefSeq and is a predicted model, not a curated record. Lineage: Eukaryota; Metazoa; Nematoda; Chromadorea; Rhabditida; Rhabditidae. The coding region runs from base 1 to 309 and encodes 102 amino acids.
AUGGUGACUAAUUCCGACGCGUUAAAGUGCUAUGAUACCAGUAUGCAGGAACACCUGUGCGAACCGAUUCAAUUAUUCUGUAUCAAAUUCAUAAAUGGGUCAACGGUAACCCGCGGAUGUGCAGGUGUCGAUGUCUACUGUACCGAUGAGGAUCCAGGAUGCUACCCAACUCAAGAAGUGGACGGGCUAACCCAGAAAUGGUGCUGUUGUGAGAAGGAUAUGUGCAACGAAUCGGUCUCCACUUCAUUAUCGAUUUGUACUUUGAUCUUCAGUUUGAUUUUUUUCUUUAUAUCACUUUAUUAUAACUGA